UGUGCUCGUCCUCUUUCGUUUACAUGUACCUAGUUCGUUCCUGUAAAAGUUCUCAUUUUUAAAAUUUUAAAAAUCCUAGACUGUAUAGAUUUUUCAGUCAUUUCUUCAAGAGCUUAGUCCUGAAUACUUUCGGAGGGGCGCGUCCUCGAUCAGAGCUUUGCUGUUUCCAGCAGUGUUGGUAGUUAUAGGUCUUUUUACGGUUUUUACUUACACGCCGGUUUCAGUAUCCAGGUGGAAGGUAACGUCUUCUUAACGAUACAGCUCUGAAAGCUCCAGUAACGAGAUGUAUUCAACCCAUGGGUAUGAUUCGGAGGAUGAGUACUGUCCUAGAAAUGUUUGUCUUGAUGUUGGUGAACUGUCUGCAGACACUGAUCUCUCUAAGACGCCAACUUCUGGUCAGGAGUAUCUGCAGCAAGUCGUGUUGGAAGCAUCCAAAUAUCGUGAUGUCGUUGUGGCUAAUAUUGAUCGGUCCAAAUUGAAAAAACAAAAUUCUAAUUCUAAUUAUGGUUACUGGAAUUUUAUUCCAGAGGCACCUCCUGCCAGAGAUGAUCUCAAACCAACCAAAGCUUGGCAGUCUCACCAGAUGGAAAAUUUUUUAGCUUUAAAGUCGCAAGUAGAAUCAAUCAAAGCUAAAUUGUCGGAAGAUGGAAUCAAUGACUUGGAGUUAGUUAACCUGCCCAAAGCAGAGAGGGAAAAGAAGUGGAAAGCCUUAGUUUUAGAGCAGAAAAUUGUCCCGUCUCUGAAGCUUAUGUUAUCUUUUGAUCAAGUUCGAUGUGAGAAUCUUAUCAUUUAUGUCAAUGAAUGGAUAGAACAGAAAUUAAUUGAUAUUUGGGAGGUAGGACCCCUGCUGUACAGUGUCUUUGUGUGUAUGGAAAUGCCACUGGAUUCUAGUAUUGUCUUCAAUCUUCGCACUCUAGCACGGCAUUGCGCCUUUACGCGCGUUCAAGAGAACAAUUUAGAUGAUAAGAAAUUAGCCGCUUUGAAUCUCUUCAUUUGCAUCAUCAGCAAUUUUUUCGCCCAGAAGGACUUAAUGGAUGCCAGGAGCGAUGGCCUAUGAUCUCGAUUUCAAGUAUUUUUUUUAAAAUAUUCUCAGGUUUGUCGGAUAAUGCACUUGUUAUCAUGUCUUCCGUGAAGAUUAGGAAAGACUCCUUGGAAUUCACCUCCUCUCGGAAUGAUUUGAAUCUUGGAAAUUAAUUUUUUUUGUCAAAUAAAUCAAUUUUGGAUUGAUAUUUUACAACUUGCUAGCUCAGCCACAUAAUUCUUAGAGCAAUUUGUGUCAGGUAAUGAUCAGAUUAAUUGAAAAUUAAUAUCAAAGCAUGCGCAUAUUGCUGAGUGAUAUCCCGGAUUCUUCCAUCUCAACUUGAUAAGAACCAAUCUGAUCAAAAUGGAGUUUAAUAUUGUAUUCAGCAUCCAAAUGUACAUGGUAAUGUAAACGACCUAAAACCUUUGUGAUGACUCCAAAUUUCCACAAUUUGGGCCCUAUGUAGUUUCUGGCUUGAUAUUUGCAUUCAGAUUGAUCGUAACAAGAAAAUAAAAUAAUAAGGACACAAUAGUACAUUCUAUCUAAAGUGAGCGAGGAUGCCUUUUUAAAAUUAAAACAGAGUUAUUAUAGAAUGAGCAGAUAUUAACCAGUUUUUAAUGUCGCUCACUGAUAAUGCACACACACUCUGUUGGCACACACUUUUUGGUGGGAAAGGUGUGGGGAGGGGCUUCUCUGAUACCUUCAUACUUCACUACAGAAGCAUAGGAAAAAUAAUCUCAAGACAAGGAGUGAGUAAAAAGAACAAAAAGUAAGAUAUGUGCUUUCUUCUGUUAGGUAACAGGAAAAAAUUGUAAAAUCUUUUUCUUUUCACUGUUCAUUACUAAACUUCAAUGAAAAUGAGACAACUGAUGCCUUUCUACUGAUGGAGUGAGAAAAAAACAGCCAAAAGUCAAGCCUUAGAGUCCAGCGCCAUUGUAGUCAGUGUCUGUUGUUCUUUUCUUUUCUCAAGAGGAUCAUCAUUGAACAAGGUAGAAUCUCUAGGGAUUGAGUGGGUUAGUAUCCCUGAAACUUUAUUUAGUUCACUUAUGCUAGUGGGUACUUUAGUAUGACUAGGCAGAGAAACAUUUAUCAAAGAGUUAUUACCUCCUUCAAUUUCUGUGAGAUCGUUCAAGGUUUGUUCGCCUUCACUAGGUUCGGUGAAAAGUGCUGCAUCAGUAGACUUGUUCUUUCCCUCAGUCCUUGUGAGGUGCCUCAAAGCUUGCUCCAGUUCAGCAACUUUUGUUGACAGAGCAUCCAGUUUGGUUUUGCAGCAAUUGCAGUCAUCUUUUGAUAGUCAAUUUUCAUUAAAUGUAACGUUGUUGUGGUGCGACUUAACCUCAUUUUUCUUCUUGGGAGAUGUGUAGAUCAUCUUACUUGUGGUAGGUGUAUUAACCAGUUUCAAGGCUUCGACUGGUUUGGUUGAUUUUCUGAAUUCUUAGUAGGCAGAGUACCCUGUUCGAAGCUGCUGUUGCGAGUAUUGGUGCCGUUUUGAAAGGAGCUACGGCUCUCACUUGAGGUCGACCUACCGCUUUCACUUGAGGUUGAGCUACAGCUUUCACUUGAGGUCAAGCUACCACUUUCACUUGAGGUCGAGCUACUGCUCUCACCCUCACUAUCACUUGUACUAAGGAUUUCAACUUCUGUCACUUCAUUGACGGUCAAUGCUUGUUUUUCAGAUUUUCUUUCCUGUUGAGAGAACGCUUGUCCUAUUGAAUACGCAACCCCAUUUUUGUCCAAUGGACUAGGAUUAUGGAGGUACUGAGUUGUUAUAUUGUGCAUGAGGAGAGGUUUCUUUGGUUUAGGGUACUAAACUUUGUUGGCUUUCCAGAGGAAUUUUAGUAACUUUCACUUUUGAGUUGGAUGGUAAUUCGGAAAUGCACAAAAAAGCACUUGCAGUACGCAACAAGUGAAAGCACUUCCAGUACGCAAAAAUGGCAGAAUACAAAAUUAAAAAAUAUAUCUGUGACUAGCUUCUGUUUUAAUUAGACCUCCUAUAAUUGCGUAAACUCCUAUAAUAUAUUGCGUCGGCAUUUGCUCAGCAUGGUUAAUGAGAGAAAAGAAAAGAAAGUUUUGAAGCAUCUAUUAAUGCGAAAUCUUCUUCUAAAGACUAAAAAACCAUUGCUCUAUGAUGCAACAUUUCCAAAUGUGCAUUUUAAUUAUUUUUAUUUCAUAAAUUUUACCAUAAAAUAUGUACAAAAAUUCCAGAAUAUUAUCCUCAUUGGGAGUCUCAUGAAGAACUACGUCCCAUCCCAUCUUUGAAUUUUCAUAUUAGUUCUCAUGGAAUAGGUAGCUUGUAUAUUCUUUUUUCCAAAUCUCAUGAGUAAGGAACAGUCACGAGUUCAGGAGAAAGAAACUAUGUACAUAGCAAAGUUGCAAAAUUUCUGAUCAUACGUUUCUUUUCUCUUUUUUUAAUUUACCGUUGCAAAGACUCACAUUUUUUACAAAUUGUUAUGAGUACUUAAUCAAAAGUAAAAGUAUUGAAAAUUUCACGUGAGUCUGUGCAGCAUGUUUGUGUGUAAAAAUAAUUGAAACAGGAGCGGGAGUGUUGAUUUUUGAUGUAACUGGGACUUUACUCAAAAAUAUGGUGCAAAUAUUGAGGAGCUACAUACCUGCUUACAGAAUCUGCAUCUGCUAAUUAUUGUAAGUGUGCUGGAUUCAGAAUAGUCCCUCAAUCCAGUCUCUGUCUGAAGGUGGUAGAUGAACCAUCAAUUCGCGGACAUCUGCUUUCUUAGGCGCUGAGAAUCCAGUUUGUGGAACCGGGUCUGGAAUAAUAUCUCUUAAAGAUGCUUUGUCCAUGACUCGCGCCUAUUGAAAUCUCCGGAGAGUAAUUUUUUGAACACUCAAUGUCUCCAGCACUAGUGUAUCUAAUGACUUUAUAUUGCAUUAUACUGAACUCUAUUUCCUUGUCAAAAGACUCAGGCGUUGUCAGGAAAAAUGGUGUCAAAGCAGACUCCCAAUCUAGUAAUAAGUUAGGGUCUAAUGGCCUGGUUACACGAUCAAAUUUCCGUCAAAUUCCGAUCAAAAUGAUGACCAAGAUGGCGGUCGAGAGUUAUCUAGAUUGAUGAGUAAAAUUAAGUAAAACAGCCUGUUGAUUGAAAUAAGCAUGAAAUAAGCAUGGUUGUGUGGAAAUCAGAUGAAGGAUGAGCCCCACAGCUCCAUCAUCUACGAUCAAAUGUUUGCAGGCCGCAGAAAUUUGAUGGUAGAUGGUGUGCAACAUUUGAUCGGAUAUUGAUGGAAAUGUGAGCGUGUAACCAGCACAUUACUCCACAUGAAAUGGUGAUGGAUUCUUCCUCGUGCAUGCUAUUGCCUCCAAAUAAAGGGCAGCAGUUCCAAUGACAGGCUUAUUUCCAGGUACUGUCGAAUGAACCCAAAAUUCAUAUCGCAUUGACAGAAAUAAUGAUAUAAAAACUAGGGUUUUUAUGUGUGGCUUUUCUUUAAUUUGCUGACAGAUACACUCAAAUAAGUAGGAUGCAACCGAAUUCCCAUCUUUCGAACCCAUGCAUUCCAUGCAGUAGUGAAAAUAUGCAUCGUCGUCGACAUCAUAAAUGUGAAUAUUAAAUGCAAAAAGCCAGAGCAUUCGUUUAUAAAACUAACUGUUCACGUUUAGUUAUAGAAUGGGAAAAUUUUGCGAAUAGUCGAAUUCACAUACUAAGUAGGAUUGGUCACUUUUCGCACGCUCAAUGAAGACUUUCUUCAGCGCCUGGUGCUGUUUAGCCAUGCGUUGGUGGAUCUCAUAAUCUAAUUGACAAGGGUCUUUGGAAUCCCUGGAUAAUGUUUCAAUACAUUCAGUAUUAUGAUAUAGUGGGUAUGGGGAUCAAUGAGACAUAUACGCGACGAUUUCUGCAAGAAGAGUGAGUAGUUUUAUUCCGUUUUACAUCCAAGGUGAGAGACCAGUUACAUGUUUUGAUUUCUUAAGAGAUGCGGGAAUUCGAAGAGACGUUCCAAAUUCCACUUACUGUUGAUGUUUCACAAUACACCACCUCAAUUUUGAAACGAUUAUUUGUGUAAACAAUUGGUAGGAAAAACUGUCUGUUUUGAAGAGGUGAAAUUUUUGUGUCAUGAAUUUUCUGACUCGUUGCAUCAUGCCCUUACGAGGCGUGUAUCUCUCUACUUCCUUGUUAUUGCCCUUACGAGGCGUCUAAAAUUUCCUAGGUCUCUUGUACAUUUGACUUAAGACUGUUUACAAAUAUUGUUGGUUAUAUCUUUCUUCUGAAAGGAAUAAACAGGUUAGACAUACAUCAUGAAAAAUUUGUAACACACAGAAAAGAAAUUGUUUUUCUUUCUUCUCUCGAGUCACUUUGAAAUUCUUUGAAUGAGGAAAGAAAUUAACCUUGAGACGCAUGACUACUUUUCUUUGGAAUCUGUUUUUUGAAAAUUGGACGCUAUGAAAAAAGGAAAAAGUUAUUUAAAAUCUAAAACUUUCUUUCACUCACUUUUUAUAUGAUUAUUAAAUAGAGAUAAGGUCAUUAAAAACAAUAUAGUUGCUGUAGUGGUUUUAGCAAGUAUGAGACCCACCACUUGGAUAUCAUAAUGUCAAAUAAGUUAAUGUAACAUCAUAUCAGUGUGUUUCUUAUGGCUAGGCUUAGGCAGGGCUUUUGUAAGCACAUCGGCUAUUAUAUUAGUGGUAGAAACAUGUUUUAAAAUGAAUUUUCCUUCUAGUACUUUUUUCCUAAUAAAAUGGUAUUUCACUUCUAUAUGUUUUGUUUUUGGGUGAAAUAUCGGAUUUUCCGCUAAGGUUUUUGCGGAUUGACUGUCUGUGAAAACAGUCGUCUCUAAUUUACUAUUUAGUAUGAUUUCACAUUUUAGGUUUAGGAAAAGUUCAUUAUGAAAAUUCUGUAGAAAACAUGCCAUUUUUGCUGCGGAAUUGAGUGCCAAAUAUUCACUUUUACAACUCAAUUGGCAAACAGUAGCCAUUUUUUUACUCUCCCAUGCUUUGGGUCCUCCAGCCAUAAAAAACCCAUAUCCACUGUAUGAUUUUCUAUCAAUUACGUCGUUUGCAUAGUCAGCGUCGGAGUAUGCUAGUAGCUUAGGUAUCCCUGGCUUGAACUUAUAAAUGAUUCAUUUAUCUAUGGUAUAUUUUAGAUAUCGAAGUACUCAUUUUGCUAAUUUCCAAUGGUUUUGUGUGGGUUUUCUAUUAAACUGACUGAGGUAGCUUACUGCAUAAGCAAUAUCAGGCCGAGUACAAACAACAAGAUACAUGAAUCCCCCAAUUAGGUUUUGAUAUGGGACGUCCUUAGCUACUUGCAACUCUUCGGUUGGUAUUACUUUUAAUGGACGAACUUGUUAUGGUGUGCCUAUAGGGUUACAGUCCGUCAUAUUGUAUUUUUUUAAAAGAUCUAAGAUGUAAGCUUUCUGAUUACGACUUAAAGUGCCUUUUGCGCUAUCAUGCUUUAUCUGUAUGCCCAGGAACUGUUGCACAGGGCCUAAGUCAACCAAGUCAAAUUUGCCUUUCAAAUCUCUUUUUAGCUGUUCUAGUUGUUCAUUUUUGUUCCAGAAAACUAAAAAGUCAUCAACAAAUAACGCUAUGAUUAAAAUUGAAUUAUUUGAUAUCUUAAAGUAAACACAAGCUUGCAGUACUGAUCUCUUAAAGCCUAGGGUUAAUAAUAUUUGGUUAAUUAAAUUGUACCAUUUUCUUGACGCCUGGCGCAGUCCAUAAAGAGAUUUCUGUAGCAAACAAACUUUGCUUUCGUUACCUUUACUCACGGUACCUUGCGGCUGCUCCAUGUAAAUUCGCUCGGAUAAUUUUUUGUUUAAAAGAGCACAGGUUGCAUCAUAAUGAUGUAUAUUUAGUUUUAAAGUCACUGCUAACGCCAAGAGGAAUUGCAUUACGCAGUAUCCAACUACUGGCGAAAAUGUUUCAUGAUAAUCAAUGCCCCAUUUUUGAGAAAAACCUUUGGCACAUAGUCUACUCUUAUAUCUCACGGUAUUGCCAUUUUCGUCUUUUUUCUUUUUAUACACCCAUUUACAUGUAAUGAUAUUUUGAUUUUUUGGUCGUUCUACUAAGAUCCAAGUUUUGUUUUUAAGUAAGGAUUCAUACUCUCUUACCAUGGCUGCUUUCCACUGUUCUGCUUCAUCUGAUUUCAGUGCUUGACAGUAGGUCAAUGGUUCGGUGUCAUCUUGUCCCAGCGUGAGCAUCGAGCACUGGUAAAAUUUUGGAGCUUGCCUGGGUCGAUCUGGAUACCUAUGGUCUGUGUCAUCAUCUUCAUCUGUGAUUUCAAUGGUUUCUUCGGCGUGGAGGUCACUAUCACCGGGUAGCCAGUUGGGGCCUUGGAUCAUUGUUUUUUCUGCGUACUCAUACUCGAAUCGAAAAGAUAUGCUAGGUCAGGGUCUAGUUCAUUAUCCUCUUCUUCUGCGGUCGCUCCGGUGUCAUCUUCUGCAUGUUCAGCAUUCUUUGUGAGGUUUUCGCCUUGAGCUAACUUGAUAUUUCUGAGUGUUGUUUUGGUCGAUUUGUGGAACGUUUUCUUCGAUGUUGCCAAUAGUGGCAAGCUUAUCUUCACGUUUAUUUCUUUUAUUUUCGAGUUCGUCUUCUUUAAAUUUGAUGUCCCGAGAGAUUAUUAUUUUGCGUUUCACUGGAUCCCAUAGCUAUACUCAAUAGGUGCAAGGCCAACUAAGACCUUUUUUUCGCAUCUGUCGUCAAGUUUUUUUAGGUAUCCAAGUUCUUUGUUAACUCCAGAUGUUAUAAGUGAAGCUAUUGCUUUAUCAAGUAGACUUCAAUUUAGCCUUUCCGAUUUUGAAUUUAAUUGGGGCGUGUAACUAGGCGUGUAGUCUAAAAUGAUGUCUUUACCCCAAUCUUUUGGUUCGUUUGACGAGUACUCGCCUCCAUUGUCACACCUAAACUUAUGAACUUCAGUACCCCAUUUUGCUUCUGCUUGUGCGAUAUAUUCACGCAUCACUGAGAAAACUUCACUUUUGGCGCUAAGUAGUUAAACUUCCACAUAACCGGUGUAGUCACAACGGAAAGAAACGUAAUAAGCCUUCUGGUCAUUUGUUUUUGGUGUGACUGGACCUCCUACGUCACUAACUAUGAUUUCUACAGGUCUCGUUGCAUUAUCUCUGCCUUCACCAAACGGUUUUCGCGCAGUUUUUGAUAAGCUUAUUUCAAAUUACAAAGAAGAGAAUACGCAUAGUCCAAGGUAAACUUCUGCAGGGCCAAAGUUUUAACGAAAGGAGAGGUCGUCAUUUGUAAGUCAUAGUUUAAAUCUUCAAGUGCUUGUUUUCUAGGGAUUUUUGAUGACAAAAAUUGAUCGGUUUGAGUAGCGCGUUCUUGAUAGGUUUUGACUGAAGUACUGGUCUCUAUUAAGCUUUCGUUAGUUGUGCAUAUUCGGGAAAAAUUGCUAUUAUUGGGUGUCGCAAGAAGCAAUCCAAUGUCAUCGCUGAGGAGAGAGCUACUGCCUGCGUCGGAUAGUCUAGGGGUACUAAUCUGUGUAGAGUUUUGUGGAAAGACAUCAGAUGAUGACAAAUUACUUGAAAACAAGUCAGCAUCAUUGAAAAGGACGGAUGUAGGAAGGGACUCUGAUAAUCUCAAUGAAUGGCUCUGCUUUUGAAGAAUAUUAGGUGUGUGUCCUAGAAGAUUACUACGAGGUAGAAAUGAAUGACCUACAGUCUUAUUUUCUGGGACUGGAACUUCUGUGUCUGUGUUCUGUGUUCUGUGUCUGUGGGAUCUUUAUUCUUUUUGACGGAGAGCUUUCAUCUGGAGGGAUGGCAUGGAAUGCUAACUUUUUCUUAGAUGUUUUAAGCUUAUUUGGUGACUUCUUCUCCUUAUCAAUGGAUGUCUGGAUAAUCUUGAUUUGCUUAUUAGGUGUUGCUUUGUCUUUUGAUGAAGAGCUACCAAUAAUAAAUUGGCUCUCAUUGCACUGUCUUUUAAAACAAUUCCGUUGUUCAAGAAUAUUACCUUGUGGACUUCUACAAGAUGACACAUGAGCACUGGCACCUACUUUGCUGUUCUCCUGCAGUUGUACAGGAACAUUCGAUGGUUCAGGCAGUAUAUUUAAAUGCAAUGUCGGAACUGCAUCCAGUUUGAGCUGUCUUCUAACUGUAUGUAAGUCCCUUAACAUACAUUGUUCAAAAUGUUUUGAGCAGACCUUCACAUUCGAGUAUAGAUACAACAGAUCUUUUUGAAGUAAAUCAUGGCGCUUGGUCCUUUGAAUCCAUUCAGCGAGCCUGAAAAAAGAUGGAGACAAGAUAAUGAUGACAUGAACAUUGCAGAAAUACUGAUUCAUAACUGAAAAAAGGAAGUAGAUAACUGAAAUUGAAGCCACUUGGCUCCACACAUGAAUUCCUGUAGGAGUGAAAAAUUUGGACGCAGUUUCCUUUAAACAGUAAUGUAUUGAAAUAACUCAUUGGUUUUUGCAGAAAUCUUGGAACUAACAAGUUUUUUGUAUUAUUGUCUCAUUUUCUGUACAUUACCUGUACCUGUAACCUGAAAUUUCAUCGUUUUUAUCGCAAUAAUCCUCAUCACAUUUUUUCCUCUUUGCUUCCAGCUCAUCAAUCUCUCCCUUGAGAAGUUUUCUCUUUUUUUUAGCAUCAUUCUCAUUCUGACUUUCCAACUGGUGAGAUUUCAGAGUCUUUUCGUACAGUGACCUUGAGCACCAAAUAAAACCAAGACAUUUGGAAUCCACUUUAAAAGUUUUUAGAUCCAAAUCUUUGACAUAGUCGCACACAAACCACUGAGCAAUCAAAGAAGUUUCUUUUAAGUUCCGAACUAAUAUCUUUUUGUUGGCAGAAAAACCUCUUUCUAACCAAGCAUUUUCAUGUGAAAGUACGCACACAAUUUUUACAAGUUUGAUUGAUUCACCAAAAUGUUCUGUAUUUUUCUUGAAUACAGUAUUGAUCCAAAACUCAUCUAGUCGGCAAGUUUCGGUUGAGUAAGAUUCCAUUAACUUCCUGAAACCAUGGCCGACUCCUUUUUGGCAGGUUUUGGCAAUUCCUUUUCGGAUGUUUUUUGAUGUGGAGGAAUGUGAUUAAUUUCUAAGACGGUCAACUUGUUGUUUGUUUUGGUAUGUGGUGUAGUCUGGGCACUGGAAAUUGCCGGGAAGUUACCAAAUUUCUUCUUUUCUCCAAAUUUGUAGUUGUCGCAAUAAGAAUUAGCUACUUGCCUUGCUUCUUACGCGCUGAUGUUCUUUUCUGCAACUAUACUGUUUAUUUUCCUUUGCGUCUUUCUUUCUGGGCAAUUUGGGCCAGUUGGGAGGUGUGCCUGUUUACAGUUAAUGCAUGUUGGUUUGGAGUCUUGCUUACACGGUCCAGGGUGGGCAGCGACUCCGCAUUGCCUGCAGGCCAUUUUGCCUCUGAAAAAUUUGCUGAAGUGGCCAUAUUUCAGGCAGUUAUUGCACUGAGUAAUUGGUUUGAUGUAUAAUCUGACGUCUGCUUUAUAAUAGUCAAACAUUACAUAGUCAGGGACUGUGCUUCCUAUGAAUGUUGCAGUUAUCAUUGGAAUAGGAAUUCUUUCGUUCCUCUCUCUAUCAAAUUUGAACAUGCGUUUGAUAUUAUAGAUUUGGAGUGAGGAUUCUAUAGUAUUGUAUUGUUCCUCCUCCGAGAAGUCUAUCGGAAUGUCUUUGAUGACACCUUUCGUGAGUAAUAUGUACUCAGGAAUAUAGCACCUGAAUGUAGAGUUUUGAGCUUGAAAAUUUGCUACAAAGCUGUUGGUUUCUAUCCAUGAAUCCAAUGUAACUUUUACGGUAUUCCUGUUAACCUUAGUAACUAGGAUUAUGCCCUUUGUUUGUUGGUUCUUCAAGAUUCUGCUUAUUUGCAUAGGAUGUAUAUUGGAGACCGAGUUGCUUGAAGUAUCAUUUUUUGUAAUAUGAACUAUGAAAGGGGCACUGCAGUCUUGGUUGUAAAAGAGGUUUCCUUGAGAUCCUUGAGAUACUGAGUUUGAACUCGAAUUAGAAGACUGUGUAUGAGGGAUUAAUUCCGGAGCUGGAAUAGUCGCCAUAUUGGAAAGACUUUCUUGUCACUACACUUCACUAAUGAGGGUUACUGAGCAAUGGAAUUGCACUGUUCUUUAAAAAACUUCACUAUGAGGAGUUAAGGCACUUAUGGGGAAGCACACUAAGUCAUAAAAGACUGAUUUAUUACCGAUAAUACACAAAAAAACAAAGCUAAAAAAAACAGAGAUUUUUUCAAAAACACAAAAUGCACUGAGAAAAAAAGAAAAAAAUUUACUGAGAUAUAUUAUUGCAAGAAAAGUAAGUAAAUAUGCGUAAAGAGAGAAACUUGUUAGAGAGAACGAGGGUUUGACAUCUUAUCCGAAUGCAGAAUUGAGACUUAAAGAGUUUUUUCUAAAAAUAGUACAUUUACACCACAGUUGAAUUGAGAGCAGAAAAAUUUUCUCAAAAUCAGUACAGCUCUUUUGAUGAGUUUAGAAAAUUAUUUUGAUUGAUGAUUUUCAAACACUAUAAUUGAAUGCCAAAAUAAUACAUAAAAGACACGAAAACACUGGAUGACGUAAAAUUCAUGAACUUUCAAAAACGAUCCACUACAUCAAGAAUUCCCAUUGCUCGGAAUGCAAUCUUCAUUUGGAACUUCCAUAGGGGAUUUGUGCUGGCAUCCUUCAGUGUCUCCACGUCGCGGAUCUCUAUUAGACGUGCGUUGGUGCUUGCCUCGUACGACAUCGAAUUUAUUGCGGAUUCACUUCGCAAGAGAGAGAAAGCGAGAGAGCGAGAAAAUGUUUAUUGCGGAUUCACCUCGCAAAAGAGAGAAAGCGAGAGAGCCAAAACAUGUUUAUUGCGGAUUCACUUCGCAAAAGAGAGAAAGCGAGAGAGCGAGGAAAUGUUUAUUGCGGCUUCACUUCGCAAAAAAUGUUUACGCGGGUUGCUUCGCGAAAAGAAAAAAAAUGUUUAUUGCGGCUUCACUCCGCAAAAAAUGUUUACGCGGGUUGCUUCACGAAAAAAAAAUGUUUUUCGUGGAACUCACUUCACGAAAAUUUGACCUCGCUAUGCGUGUAGUCGCGAAGCGUUCCGCACUGCUUCGAUGUCCCCUCUCAUUUUUUUGCACUUGUUCGCCAUAUAAAAGAGGAUAAUUAUUAGCAUUAGACCAAAAAUUAAUACAUAGUGUAUCAUAUCGUGAAGGUCUAGAUCGUUGGUAAUUGUAAUUUCAUUAUUAGAUCCGAACCAACUCAUGAUUACGCACUUGUUUGCUCUCGGCACUUUUGGAUCGAACUUCUAACACGAAUGAAUUUCUAGAACGCACUGUGUCGCGAUUCUGGGCCUCAUAACCUGUCGAGGAUGUUUUGAAAAUAUCGAGUGAAAAGUGGAUCACGGAUCAAGAUUAUGAAAUUUAUUGUUGAAUUACAUUCUUAUUGGAGAUGGCUUGGCAUGCUUUACUCGACUGACUAACUGCGCACUGCAAGUCCGACGGAUGCGGUUCCAAAAUGCUGCGCUUGCAUUGCAGCUCAAUGUUGCGCGAUUGGCGUGAAUGAAUUGCAUUAUUAGUUCCGUCAAGGUACAGUGGGGCCAAAUCCUAGAAUGGAAUUUAAGGACUUGAAAAUGCAAAAAAAAAAAAAAAAAAAAAAAGGAUGUUCAAGUACUUUUCAAGGCAGAAUAAGCUAGUUUUCCUACAUUCAUAAAAUGAAAUUUUAAAAUCAAGCAACUUGGAUAGCUCUGAUCAUUCCUGACACAAGAUUCAAAAUCCGUUCCAAAGUUGUUCCGAACAAAUUAUACUUUUUUAGCAUUUUUCACUGCCAAAUAAUCAAUUUCUUCUCUCUGGUGCAUUGUUUCCUCAGACUUAAAAUUUGUAUUAAUCUUGCUGGUCGAUCCCUGUUAUCUCUAUACCUUCUAAAUCACAUAUUUGUUAAAAUAAUUUGUAUGAACUAAUUUCACAAGAUGUCAAAGGAAAUGGAGUACAAUUAAGUGUUUAUAUUAAUAUUAAGAACUCAGAAUCUGUGGGUAUGAUUUAGAUUGAAGUGACUGUUAAAAAAUUGUGUUCAUCUCGUUGACAAUGGAGGUACUUUUUUAACCAAAUAACCAUUGGUGCAGUAUCAAGUUAGCUUGAAUAGCACCCAAAGCACUCCUAAAUUGAUGGUUAAAGUGCGAAACCAUGUACGCCGAUGUGCGAUGUUUUAGACUUCCUGUCAUACUUAAUUUUUCCUUGGAAAACUUGUCAACAUAAGUUUUUUAAAACUUCCUUGAUUUUUAUUCUCUAUUAGCAGAGUUUUCCUUGAGGAUUUCAAGUUUUUUUUCCACUUUCAUGCCAUUUAAUUGUCCAAAGUUCUUCUUUUCCUAGGUUUUUCUCGUGCGUUUUUUUUUUGUUAGAUAAAAUUUUUAUCUCAGAGAUUAAAAGAAAAAAAACUUGAAUGAAUCAUUGGCAAAGCAAGUGUGUAUGACAGCAUUUCAAAGUUGGAACUCAAAAUUAUUUUCAAUUGACCUUUUUGGCCAUACUUCCUAUGUUGAAAAAUGCAGUUGAGAACAAUUGCUCAGAAUUGAAAGGAUCUUGUGUGUGCUCAGUUUCAAACUGACAUUACAAGAAACAAUGUCCAUCAGCGGGUAGAAUGGCCUAAUUUUUCUUAUUUUCUUCUCAAAGAUUGAAGAUUUCUUCUCGUAUUUGCCUCCAAGUAAAGUAAAUUUGUAUAACUAGGUAUUUAAAAUUUUACUUUCUCAUUUCGCCGAAUCAUUUUUAAUAUGCACGCCUUCUAUAUUUUUUAUUCAGACUCCCUCGUUACAUCUGCAAGGUAACUAAAUGGUAAUACUCUGUAUGGUAACUAAAAAUUGAGUUGCUUCUCUAAACUGCUUGUUUAACACUGCGAUGCUCAAACCAGCAAAUUUUUUCUGUGGCAAAAUGUCAGUAAAUUACUCAACUAUGCUGUGGUACCAUUGUUUCAGUUUUAAGUUAUUAAGCACUAAGGCCUUCCUUCAGUGGACAGUCAAACUCGAUUUCAGCUCUUUUCUCAUUUUAAAUUAAAAGCUUUCUCCAAAUUGGAUACUUGCCUCUUUUUUAAAUAAUCCUGUCCGAGUAUUAUGAUUGGCCAAUCGAUGUCUCCAGUAUUUUGUAUCAAUAUGUGUUAACUCUUCAAUAAAUGAUUCAUUUGUUUUUUUAA
Molecule: messenger RNA, 14048 nt
Organism: Bemisia tabaci
Lineage: Eukaryota; Metazoa; Arthropoda; Insecta; Hemiptera; Aleyrodidae
Source: RefSeq, a predicted model, not a curated record